UAGCUUGCGAAGGUGUCAUGGCUGCUGCCGUUGAGCUUAGUCUCUCGAGCAGUGGUGACAGGAGUCUGGAGCGGAGCUGCAGCCCCAAUCUCUCCCAAGAGGUGCUCUGCGAAAUCUUUCGCUCUCUGCAUAGCCUGGUGGGACAACUUAACCUCAGAGAUGAUGUGGUGAAAAUUACAAUCGAUUGGAACAAGCUCCAGAGCCUCUCGGCAUUCCAGCCUGCUUUGCUCUUUAGUGCACUUGAGCAACAUGUUUUAUAUUUACAGCCUUUUUUAGCAAAGCUGCAGCCUCUGAUUAAAGAGGAGAAUACAACUGUUGUUGGAGAGAUAGAAAAAACAGAAACGGGGAACAAGAGUGAAGUAAAUGCCAAAUUUCCCAUUAGUGACCUACAAGAGGAAGAAAAGCACAAAGAUUGUGAUUUAGGAGAUGUGAAAAAGACACAGAUCCAUUAUGAUCCAGAAGUAGUUCAAAUAAAGGCUGGAAAAGCAGAAAUUGACAGACGAAUAUCUGCAUUUAUUGAACGAAAGCAAGCCGAAAUCAAUGAAAACAACGUCAGGGAAUUUUGCAAUGUUAUUGAUUGUAAUCAAGAAAACAGUUGUGCAAGAACUGAUGCUGUUUUUACUCCUUACCCGGGAUUUAAAAGUCAUGUAAAAGUUUCUAGAGUUGUGAAUACAUAUGGACCACAGACCAGACCUGAAGGAAUUCAGGGGUCAGGUCCUAAACCUAACAGCUUGCUCCGAGAUUGUGGCAAUCAGGCUGUCGAAGAACGACUACAAAAUAUUGAGGCUCACUUGCGAUUGCAGACAGGUGGUCCAGUGCCAAGAGACAUUUAUCAGAGAAUUAAAAAACUUGAGGAUAAAAUCCUGGAACUGGAAGGAAUCUCUCCUGAAUAUUUCCAAUCUGUAAGCUUUUCUGGAAAAAGAAGAAAAGUUCAACCACCUCAACAGAACUACUCACUGGCUGAACUUGAUGAAAAAAUUAGUGCCCUCAAACAAGCCCUGCUCAGAAAAUCAAGAGGAGCAGAACCCCUGGCUACUCACCACCUUCCAUGAAAAACUCUUCUCAUUCUUGUCAUUUGACUUUUUUAUAUACGUGUAACUUACCCUGCAGUUAAUUCAAUGGCUGUGUAGUCAUCGGUGUAGCUUCCCUCUGAAGGCAGUGUUUCUUUUCAUGUGAGUCCACGUGCAGCACGUUACCUUCAGAUAUUCCAGUGGAUUUUGAAAUGGUUAGGCAGUAAAAACAGCAUUGUCAGUAUGUGUUCCCUUCUGUUUUAAAGGAGGUAUUCUGGAAAUUGAGAAACUUAAAUUGAAAGCACAUCUGUGUGUGUGUGUGUGUGUAUACCACAGAAAGCAAGAUUUAUUUUGAAUAAUAUUUAAAAGGACUUUAUAUUUGUAACAUCAGCGUUAACCAGUUCAUUAGUUUAAAUCCAACUUUGUACAUAAGAGGCAUUCACAAAAAUUUAUCAACUGAAUAUUAAAUGAAUGCAUACACUUUUUUUAAAUGUCAGUUUUAAUGUAAAUAAACAGUAGAUCCCACCUUUAUUCCCUUCCUGACUGUGUGUCCUUGAGCAAGUUAAUCUCUUUCUACCUUAAUUUCCAUAUCUACAAAACGGCAGUAAUAAUAAUAAAACCUAGAGUUGUCAUGAACAGGUGAGAUCAUGCAUGCACAGCUUUUGAAACUGGCCCAAGGGAAGUGCUCAGUAAAUGUUAGCUGUUACUACUGUAUAAAACCAAGUCUGUCUUUGAAAGUCUUUAGAUGUCAUAAAUGUCCCGCUCUCAAGAGCCUCACUUUUUUAGUGUCCCAGUUAUGUUAGUGUAUGUAUUUCCGUAGUUGCAAAUUAAACAUUUAAUAAGAUGCAGCUACAGUCAAGGAGCAGAUAUUUAGGUCAAGAAUUGUUUGGCUGAAGAGAUCAGAAAUCUACCUAAAAUAGCCUGUAAAUAGGAAGUUGUUAAAAAGAAUCAGAAAUCUGGAAUUUAACUGCAAGAAGUAUAGCCAGACAUUGUGGUGUCUAGGAGGUCACCAACAGUUCAUCUCUUUCUCUGUGUCUGCAGUGGCCUCUGGCUGUUUCUAUGACUAGUUCUGUCUCUGUCUCCUACCUUCCUUAUUUUUGCUCGCCCUCUUCCUGUGUCUCUUUCCCUCUCUCUCUCUCCUUUGUUCUUUUUCUCUUACACCUAAGCAUCCGUGCGUCUGGUUUAUUCUAUUUGGACUGAUUUCCUCUGAAGGCCUCUACAUUACUGCUUCUCCACACAGGGCAACAUGCUAGCCCUGUCUCCAUAGCCUUGGCAUUCAUGCCUUUGAGUUGCCAUGGUGCAAACUCCGAAUCCAGCUCUGUAGAACCUCACAACUCCACUGACCCACUUACCUCUUGGUAUCUCUUAGCUCAGCUCCUGAGACUGAAGCUCACUCAGCAUGAUCAGGGGUCUCAGGCAGUUGUGGCCAGGAUGACAGGGCAGGACCUUCUCACAGAAACAGGCAAUAUGCACACGACCUCACGCAAGCAUUUGCAGAAGCCUUGACAGUGGAGUCACCUGGUAGAAAAUGGGGGCUUUGGAAUCAUUCCCAAGAAGUGGAUGUGGACUAGGUAUAUUCCCUGAACAUCUUUAUUCUCUGCAGAACAACUCCUCCUUCAAGACACAGUCUCGCCUAAUGUGAUCCAGUUUUAGAGGUGCAGCUACAAGCGGCUGCUCCUCAAGUCUCCAACUGGUUGUUGUAAUCACCAUCCUGCCUGAAUGACCUCCUCUGGGUGUAUCAGCACAUUUUACUACCACCACGCCAAAGAUACAAUAGGAAAGACGUCAUAAAAAUGAUCAAUUAGAAAAAGAGGUUGACUUAGAGGUAGGGAAAAAAAUCUAGAAAAAAGGAUCAAAUAGUGGUCACUAGUCUGCCAUUAAAUAAAUGUCCCCAGUCUGUUUCUUGACCCUCUUGGCAGUAGAAUAAAUUCCUAAAUCAUGCCUCACGGUCCCAGGAUCUGUCCAUUAGAAGGAUUUCCUUUUCCCAUCAUCCUUCAGACCUUCUGAAAGGCAUUAGAGUUGACCUCUCUCCACUUCAGUAAGUAUUGUCUGGGAACAGCAACCUUUCUACUUGAGUCAGAACCUCCAGAAGAGACUAGGACCAACACCAUAUUGUUGUGAGUUGGUAUAGGUGCCUUGUUCUUCUGAUAACUGCCCCAGAAUUUUAGUGAGCUUUCAGUCCUUGUCUUUCUUGAGUAGUACAUCCUUGACUAAAAGGCAAUGCCAGGAAUUUCUGUGGGGUUAAGCCUGCUUCCUUGAUUACCAGGCUACCUAAUGACCAUUCCCUCAGGUUUUUUGUUAUUUUGGCUCUUCUUACACCCAUUGUUCUUAAUGGCUUUGUUCUCAAGAGAAUAAAGGAGGCAAAGUGGAAAAAGGCUGCAGAACAGAAAGCACUUCUUCCAUAGUCUAGCCCUAAAAAUCCCUUCCCUCCACAGAUUACAUUCCAAUCUAAGAAAGCGAUUUACUAGGGGUCAGGAGUUAGCAUGGGUGAUAGUAAUCAACAUGUUUAUCCUGCAAAAAAGGGCUAGGUUUCACAGACUAUUGUAGCUACUGCUAGAUAUCUUCAAUUGCUAGGCUCCUGAGCCCUGAGCUUCUCCAAAUUCAUGAGGAGUAUCUGAACCUCGUCUUCAACAGUCUUAGUAGAAAAGACUUCCCUUUAUGAAACAGAUACAUAAGCCCUGUCUUUCCCUAUCUGCUUUUAGCCACACAACCUGGUAUAGAAGACUUUUCACCACUGCAUUUUAAUCACGUCCAUAGGGAAUUAACCCAUUCCUACAUUUCGACAUUUGACAACUUUUAAAUCUGAAGCUUUGUCUUUACUGACAUGUGGUUUGGGGUCCCAAGAGAUUUGGGACAAUUGCUUAGCUACUGUGCUGUCUCUUACCUCCAUUCUACCAGUUUUCCAUGAAGAGGGAAUCCUUUCUGUCACUCCUGUCUUUGCACCAUCCCUCUGCCUGUCACAGUUAGUUCUUCCUUUUCACUCAGAGUCUGUUACUUGCAAUCCCAUUGCUAGCACUAAUUUCUGUUUUAGGGAUUUGUUGUUUUCAAAAAACAGAAACCCAACUCUAACUUAAGUAAAGGGGUGUUAUAAAGAAUAUGAGUAAUUAAAAUUGUAGGAAGUUCAGCCAGAUUUUGUCACCGUCUCCCCCUCACUGGGUCAUGUUGCCUGGAUUCUGAAUAUCCUUUUCAUUUUGCUUGACCUCUCUGAAAAUGUCUUCUUUUCUGCUGCUUUGCAGUCUAGUUUUGCAUAAGACUUUGAGGUCUGUGGUGCUGCUAUCUCUGAUCUAGCUCUUUGGCUCUGGUGCCCCAUACUUAUUAUGAUUCAAAAUCUGAAAAAAGAGGAAUUUAUAUUCAAAACUGUCUACCCCUGCACCAAUUACCUGUGGCCUGAGUGUUAGGAUAUCCAAGAACAAAAAGAGGCGAGGCACGUGCACCCAGUCCUUUGAGGAAUGAGGGGAACUUCCGGCAAAGAAAGCAUGGGCCAAAACUCUGCCCCUGUGACCCAGGCUGAUGAAAAGUCCUGUGAUCCAAGGCUUUAUAAAGUUUUUAGUUCUCUAGGAAAUACUCCCCCACCUCCAUGACUUUAUCUGAGAUACUACGUGGGUCCACUGAACAAAAUUUUAGCUCUGGGUUUCUUUUUUUGAG
This is a messenger RNA of Enhydra lutris kenyoni (northern sea otter), 4655 nucleotides long. It is a transcript of the gene MBIP, whose product is annotated as MAP3K12 binding inhibitory protein 1. Lineage: Eukaryota; Metazoa; Chordata; Mammalia; Carnivora; Mustelidae. The transcript has 9 exons. Gene Ontology annotation, cellular component: cytosol. The record is from RefSeq and is a predicted model, not a curated record. Bases 18 to 1052 code for a protein of 344 amino acids.